Aspergillus luchuensis is the source of this 498-nucleotide messenger RNA. RefSeq lists its product as uncharacterized. The record is from RefSeq and is a predicted model, not a curated record. Bases 1 to 498 code for a protein of 165 amino acids. The transcript has a single exon. Lineage: Eukaryota; Fungi; Ascomycota; Eurotiomycetes; Eurotiales; Aspergillaceae.
AUGGAGUUGGGAAUGUUUUCUUCAUUAUCAUCACCCGACAUGAUCACGCCUUCCUUUAAUUUGCCUCCCCGCUGGUUCAGCAUUUGUCCCGUCCUGUGCAUUGCGUCCGAUUGUCAUCUCGGUUCUUUAUUUCUACCCAAAACCGUUGUCAUUUCAUCCAGCAACCUGAGGUUGUUUCUGUUCAAAACCAUCGCCAGCGGUGCUGACGCUUGUUCCUCUUUUCCGGUUGAGACGGUGAGAGAUUGGUAUCCUUGGUUUCUAUCUAUCAUCUAUCCUGUCGAGUUUGUUCCAUAUAUCAUCCUACAUACAUUAUCCUUUUACCAUCCUCAUCCAUUGAUCUGGUUCAUCAUCAUUUCCGCCUUUCAUUCUCCGAUUGUACGCAUGCAGAUACAUACAUACAGCCACACGGAAGACAUAUCCAUUUACAGUCUGAUUAGCCUGUUCUUUCUGCUUGUGAGCGUGCGUUGUGACAAGGCAGGGUCCGCAUAUUGUGUAUAG